GUGACGACUCGUAGCCGCCCCCGCCUGUCCGCUCGCGCUAGUGUGAGGAACAGCUGUGUGAUCCGUGCGCGCGCGGCAUGUGUACGAGCCUCGGAUCAUUUGUUUGAAUGUGAUGCCAUGUUAACAGUGUGGUGACGGGGUGGGCUGUUGUAUUGUGUUUGAUAACACAGCAGCGCGUGCUGUGUAACUCCUGCAGAGACAUGGAUCACUCAUUUUCUUAGUCGGUGUGAUUAGUGUGUGUAGAAACUUGUUCUCUUUAUCUACAACUUCUCAUCAUGUAAGAGACAUUAAGUUGGAACUAUUCGUGUUUAGUGUGCAUUGGAUUUCACGAGUCCAUGCACAACAUAAUGUGCACGUUGCUCGUCAAGUGCAUCUUUCAUGGACUGAAACUGAAGAUUCUAUUAUGCUUGGGAUCUAUCCUAACAAACAGAACUCUUCCCAUGGGAUACCUGAGAUGAAGUAGUGUUGGACUGGCCAAGAAUUGUGUCUAUAAUGUCCUGUUGGCUGAUCCAGCCCGUCUCACUAGAGCAUCACUUAGAAGGAUCUAUCGAGGAUGAGGAGGAGGAUUACAGUGAUGAGGAUGCACUGAGUGGCACUCCCUCUGAAUGCAGUAAAGAGUAUGAGGAUGAUGACGACUUUGACAACAAGAGUCUAGAAAUCGACGAGGAAGAAAGGCACAAGAUUAGCGCUCAGAUCAACGCUGACGACACAGACGAGGAAGCAGACCAAAGGAAGAUUGAGCAGGACGACGAGGAGAAGGUUAAAGAAGAGAUCCCUGAGAAGGAGGACACUGGUCAAGAGAAAGAUCUUUGCUUCAAAGAUGAGCCAGCUUUUGCUUCUCACACAAGUUUAUGUAAUGACAGUUUUGAUGAUGAAUUCUACCAAGGGCAAGCUACUGCUAGUGGAUUGGAAGAAGGGGAAACUAGUAUGACAGAGAGUGCAGAAACUGUGGAUAUUUAUGAACGAGUACAAAAGUUGGAUUCUGAAAGGCAGCAGCUCAUGCAAGAUUUUGAAAGAGAUGAAAACCAAAGGAAAAGGUUUUACAACCAACUUAAAUCUAUCACACAACAAAUGGAGAGUCUUCAGCAUUCUGAACAUUUCUCAGAGCAUGCGAGAAGACAGAUGGAUGUAGAAGCUCACAAGGUGCAAGGAGCCAUGCAGGAGAAGUUGGGAACUGGAGAGCAGAGUAAACUGAGACAAGAGGCCAGGCUGGAAAGGAUAAAGAAUAUAGAGAGUGAGAUGGGCACACUGAUGGCAGCACACAAGAAACUUACAUACAGAAAUAUUGCUACUGCCACCCAUUUGAGUUCAGAGAUGUUUAAAUUGAAACCUGAUCAAGAAGAUGGAGUUGGUGGCUAUGUCUGCGACAGAAUCUUCAUUCCUGGAAGUCAUUGUGUUUCACUGGCCACACAGACUGGGGAGGUAGCUUAUACAGACAUUCCUGAUGGUCUAGCUCCUGGAAUGCCUAUUAACCCAAACCUUUCAGUCAUGUAUCAUGGAGCCUGGCCUAUAGAAAAAGUGAUGUCCAACAGUGGUGCUUCACUGCCUGCAUCCCAGGAUUUGGCCAGUGUUAUUAGCUUCAACUCCACCAACACAAACAGUGGUGGUAGCAGCAGCAGUGGGGGAGCAGCCAGUGGGUCUACAAGUGACCAACCACAACAACUUGGAUCAAAAGUAGAGAUGGUGUACUCACUUCUCAGUAUGCUUGGUACUCAUGACAAGGAUGACAUGUCCAGGACUCUGUUUGCCAUGUCCCAGUCCCAAGACAGCUGUAUUGCCAUGAGACAAUCAGGCUGCUUGCCUUUGUUGCUACAACUACUGCAUGGAAGUGACAAGGAUUCAGGUUUGCUGGGUAAAACAAGGGGCAGUAGGUCUGCCAGGGCCAGAGCAGCAGCAGCUCUCCACAACAUAGUACACUGUCACCAUGAUGACAAGAGAGGAAGACAUGAGGCUAGAACACUUCGACUUUUGGAACAGAUCAGAGCUCACUGUGACCAACAGAGAGGAGACAGUGAGGAAGAAGAAGAUGAAUCUGUUAAUAGUUGUUCUGAUAUGGAUCACCAUCCAGGAUCUGCGAUAGCUGCACUGAUGAAACUGUCAUUUGAUGAAGAUUACAGGCACGCCAUAUGUACUUUAGGUGGAUUACAAGCAAUAGCUGAACUGUUGGAGAUUGAAAACAGAGUUGCUGGACCUGCUCAUGACUAUGACACCACAGUACGCCGGUAUGCUUGUAUGACACUAACCAACUUGACAUUUGGCGAUGGCAAAAACAAAGCUUUGUUAUGCUCCAUGAAAGGAGCCAUGGAGGCUCUAGUGGACCAGCUGAGGUCUCCUAAUGAGGAUCUGAUCCAAGCAGCUGCAAGUGUGCUCAGGAAUCUCAGUUGGAGAGCAGAUCUUGCUAGCAAGAAAACAUUGAGAGAGAUUGGUGCUGUGACUACAUUAAUGAAAUCUGCCAUGAUUGUAAAGAAAGAAACAACUUUAAAAAGUAUUCUGUCAGCUCUUUGGAACUUAUCAUCUCAUUGUUCUGAGAACAAGGCUGAAAUCUGUGCUGUUGAUGGAGCUCUUCAGUUUCUUGUUGGUCUUCUAACUUACAAGAGCGCUGCAAAAACUCUAGCCAUUGUAGAAAAUGGAGGGGGUAUUCUCCGGAAUGUUUCUAGUCAAAUAGCCAUAAGAGAAGAUUACCGUCUAAUUCUCCGCCAGAGUGGGUGUCUUCAAAUCCUUCUCCACCACCUUCGCUCCACCAGCCUAACUAUUGUCAGCAAUGCAUGUGGGACACUGUGGAAUUUAUCUGCAAGAUGUGAAGAAGAUCAAAAUACUCUGAGAGAAAUGGGAGCAGUCAGUAUGUUAAAAAAUUUAGUUCAUUCAAGGCAUAAAAUGAUAUCAAGUGGAAGUUCUGCUGCACUUAGGAAUUUAGUCUCAUCUAUUCCUUCUGGAAAUCCUGUAGAGAAUGAAAAAACUGUUAAAGCAACUCGACCUAGUCUUCAUGCUCGUAAGCAGCGAGCUAUGGAAGCAGAACUAGACCAAAGCUUGUCUGAAACCUGUGAAAAUGUUGAUAGUCCUCGAGAUUCCCCUACUGAUGUAGUCCACAGAUCUGAAAGUGAACCUCGCAGGUUUGUCUACAACCAUAAUCAAGCUUCAGGAGCUUCAGCUGAACAGAGACAAGCUGAUGAUAGCAGAAAGCAUCUAACUCGACGUCAGCAGAUGCCUAAAAAUAGUGCAGACACUGCCAAUCGAAUGCUCUCACCACAGCGCGUGGCUCGUGCUGGUAGCCAAGAUAGCGUAGGCAGCACUCACUCUGACAUAUCUCAUGACCGUACAAGGGCACGCUCUAUGUUGGCCAAAUCUUCACACCUACUACACAAACGUCAGGGUGGAAGCCUUGAGAGAAAAGAAGCCUCAUCAGCACCUCAUGUACAGCAUACUGACAUGUCCAUAUCUGAGCACAAACAGGCUAACUAUGCAAUGCCUGGUAUGACACUAGUCAACAACACACCUGCGCAUGUCCGACGUCCUGCUGGCAGUUACUAUCCUCAAGGUCACAACCAGCCUUGGCAGAAUGCCCCUAACAGUCGCAUAGUCCAGUACAUGCAUGAGGUAGCUCUAUAUAAUGGUGUGGAGCCAUCACUAAGUAUGCAUGGGCAGCUGUCACUCACACAAUCUGCCCCAAACCAGUCAAUGCAUUAUUUUAAUCAACAGUCUUUAUUUGAACGUUUGGCUAAAUCUUCUUCUGGAAUCAACAGCACUAGCCUAAACUUUGAUAGCUGUACUGCACACCCUCAAGAUGAGGAUACUGAUCAGCCAGUCAAUUAUAGUUUGAAAUAUCAAGAUUGUCAUGGCAAUAAUAAGUUAGCAUCCAACAGAAACAUUAAUUCAUCAUAUAAUCAUACAAAUAACUCCUCAAACUUUAGACCUAUUACUGGCAUGGAGCACAACUAUAAAAACAACAGCAAUCAAGAGAAAAAGUCUGUAGUCAACAAUGUUAUACAAAACCCAGCAAUUCUUACACCAACUCGCCCAGUGCCAAAUUUAGUUCACAACAGAUUUCAUACUCCACAGAUGCACCGGUCAGUUGGUAAUGAUUUAGGGUAUCAUCCAGCGCAGUUCAUGACUCCUCAGGGAAAGUCUUAUUCAUCUUCUCAUGAGUUUGAUUAUCAUUAUCCACCUAGUCACAUGUUGCCAUCCCAAGGUUCAAAUCUUUCACUUACAAAUGGCUCUAGCCAUCCAGGCUUUACUUCUACUCCAGGAAAGAGGUUUAACAAUUCUUCCACACAGUUCCGCACCAUGCCUGCUGCCCAUCAAAACAAAACACACCAUCUUCCAAUGCAGCAAUUGAGUGUGUAUGCAGAAACAGACUUAGAUUGUGUAGUAGAUCAACCCACAGACUUUAGCCUCCGUUACAAUGAGGUGUCUGAAGAGAGUUGUAGUGACAGUUUCCAGGAGCAGCCAAUUAACUAUUCCAUCAGAUACAGAGAUAAUGCAACAGCUGAAGGCCCAGAUAUUCCUGUGUAUCAAGAUGAGCGCCACUGUGUAGAAUGUAAGUAUGCUGAAGCCAUGAGAGCUGACUACAGAAUGGAUAACAGCUCUAAUGAUGACCAGGUGAGAACAUUCUGUACAGAAGGCACUCCUUACCUAUCUACAGCAACAUCCCUCACGGACCUGACUCAAGCUGGGAAAGCUGAUGGGGAAAGAGAUGAAGAAGAUGAAGAUAUGAACAUGAGUGGCCAAGAUAAUUAUGAUGAUGGUGCUGCCUCAAAGAAUGCUACACUUAUUGACCCAGAUAGAACUUUGACAGAGUCUGACCGGAGUAUGACUAAAGUAAAAUGUGAAGCUGACCAUGCUGCGGGUAGUUCCGGUAGUCAGACAACGGAUAGACGAACAGGUUCUACUGUAGUAUGUGGGAGCAGUGGACGCAAUAGUGCGCCCAUGUCUUCCAAAGCAAGUUCUCAGAUGUCGGACAUACAAACAGACCAACCUAAUUUUCAUGCUGAUACUAAUGAAGGUGCUUUGGAUCAGACAAAGACAUACUGUGAGGAAGGGACACCAGUCUGUUUUUCAAGAGUUUCUUCCCUUAGUAGUUUACAUAGCAGUGAGGCCAGAGAUGGAGAUGGACCUUUUAGACUUGUUGGAAACAUGACUGAAAAGAUUGAGCUUGCUAACAUAGAAGAGAUAGAAACUCCAGAGGCCAGGGUCAUUGAAAACAAACAAGCAGCUGCUGCUUCAGGCAAGCCUGGAUCAAAACUAAGACGAACUUCUUCCGACCAGGUUACCCGUACUGAUAGAGAGGCAAAAACAGUGACUUUUGAUGAAAAUCAUCAGGUUGAGGAAACUCCAUUAAUGUUCAGUCGAAGUAGCUCUCCAGAAUCUUUGAGCAGUUUUGACACUCAGUCAGUACACAGCUCAGUCAUUAGUGAAUACAGUCGCAGGGCUAGUGAGGUUGUCUCUCCCAGUGACAUCCCAGACUCACCUUCAGAGUCAAUGCCUUCCAGUCCCAGGAGGACACACUCACCAACCCGAAGGUUUAAAGAUUUUGGAUUGGGACCCAAGUCUCUGGCAGCAGCCAAGCAAAUAUUGGAUUUUAGUAAACCAGUAAAUCUGUUCAAACCUGAACCCUAUUUGAAUUUUACCAGCUUUGAUGAAGAAGAUAAACCCAUAAACUUUGCAAUCAGAAAUGCUGAGAAAAACUUGCCUUUAUUGAAUACAUUUGCUGAUUUUGAGGAAGAUCAACCUGUCAAUUUUUCUGCAUAUUCCCAGGAAACCCCACCCAUUACAUUUAGUACUUUUCAGAAAAAUAUUGCACCUCCAAGUGUAUUUCCAAAUAAUGUUACAAAUAGAGCCAAGACAUUGCCAACUCUAGUAGAGCAUGCCAAUGAAUCUGAGGUAGCAGUGAGCGGGAAACUUGAAAUACCUGCUUCUUAUCUUGGAUUAAACCCAGCCCCCAAAAUGUUUGAAAUUCCAGCAAAAGAACAGUCAAUAGCAACAAAAACUCAAGCAUCAACACAGGCCCAAGAACCUAACUUAACUAAGGUCCAGGAAACAGAAAGUGGUGCAGAGAUAGUGACUAAAAUGGCCUCAGCUCCCAAAACAGCCACUGUAGCUGUCAAUAAGCCCUGGUCUCCAGCCACAGAGCAACUGAAGCAGGAAGACAGAGAUUCUUCCAUGUCUGAAGUCUCUGAAGGGGAGGAGGACAUUUUAGCACAGUGCAUUAGUUCUGGAAUGCCAACACCGUCUGCCUCAUCAUCUGCUAGAAAGAUGAGACGAGCAACUGUAGAAAACAAUGUAAGAAAAAAAUCAGCCAUUCCAACCAAGGCUUCAGCUAUACCAAAGCUGUCAACUCCUUCAGCUGAACAUUCUAAGGUCAUCACACCAACCCAGCAAAGCUCUACCCCUACUAGCAGCAAACUAUUAAGGUCUGGAGUCAAUCCAAAGAAUGCUAAAAUUCCUUUAAAAUCUGAGCCUGCCAAAACUCCAAUUAAAACUCCAACUUUCAAACUUUCAACAGAUGCUGCGACUUCUGCCAUAGCUUCAGGAUCCUCAACUGCUAACUUCAUGGUGCCAUCCACAGCUCACACAGCUGCCAGUGUCAAAUCUUCUGUUAGUAAAAACUUAACUCCUGCACUCAACAGAGCAGCUCAACUGAUGUCUCCAAAGAAAGCUGCUACCAAGAAUGUGUGUGACUCUUUCUUACCACACACUCAGAACUUGAACCAGUAUGUGGAUACCCAUGAAGACUGCAUCAGGUCUUAUGCUACAGAGGGGACUCCCUUAAACUUUUCAGCUGCCACUUCCUUAAGUGAUUUAAGUGUGUUAACUCAGAGCUCCAGUCCAUCACCCAAAAAAUCAUCAUCUUCCUCCAACAAAUCUGUCCCUGAUGAUGCCAAGAGUGACAACAGCUCAGUCUGUGAGGAGAGUGAUGAGCUCCUUUUGUCUCAAGCCAUUGAAUCUGCCCGGCCCAAAAGUAAAUCUGGAAGAAAGUCUGGGGAAGAAGGGACUAAUGAAGGCAGGAAAUAUCAUUCUAGUGAAGUAAGUGAUAUAGCCAGAGACUCUAAAAUGUCUGCAUUUGUUCCUCGUACUUCCAAUGUUGGUGUGGUUGGAUUGUUCCAUGAUUUUAUCCCAACUGAUACUGUUAAAGUAUUUCAUCAUGAGGGAUCUUCAAAAAAUUCAACCCUAACACUAAGUGAUAUAACAAUAGAUUCGGUGGAAGGCUCUGCCAGUGUCUCGAGCAAAAGUAAAUAUGUAAAGCAAACAGCAACUCAGAAGUAUACUCCACAGCUAACAUCUGUUUCACAAAAUGGGACCAAGUAUUCAGCCAAACCAAAUGUACAAGGCUAUCCUAAUUACAAUAUGGCUUUUUCUCCUACUUCUAGUGAUGUUCUUCAUGUGUACCAGGAUGAGGGUACACCUGUCACAUUUUCCAGGAAUGACUCAUUGAGUUCACUAGGUGGUGAGGAUGAUGGCAGAGGAACUGCUAGUGGUCUCAGUGCCAGCCCACACAAAGACAGAAACCGCUCAAAUGAGAGAGAUGAAAGUGACAGCUCAUCUUCCAUACCCAAGGAGCGUCAUGUCAUUGGACAGUCCAGUGAAGACAGUAGUGUGGCUGGGGAUAAAGUCGACCGACCAAUCAAAUUUGUUGUUGAGGAUACACCAGUUUGUUUUUCAAGGAACUCAUCCCUGAGUUCCAUCACAAGUUUAGAUAAGCCAGAACAGCCCUAUGUGCCAGCAACAAAUCAAAAUAGUUCUACUGGAAUUAAAAUGAAGUUAGAAAUGAAGCAGAAUGAAUUUAAUGAUUCCUUAAACGAUGAGUUAGCAGACUGUGAUCCGACUCCAUCUGAACAGGCCCUGUUAGAACAGUGUAUCAACUCAGUGAUGCCUAAGUCUAGGCAUUCUAGAGGAGAGGACAAAACUAAAAGACACUCUAGGGGCAAGUUCUUUGUCCCUAAAGCUGGGGGCAACAUUGUGAUGAAUGGUGGACUCACAAAGAGUGCCUCACUUGAGAUGACCACAGGACUGUCCAAUGGCUACCACAGUGGCAGUGACAAUGGUUCUCAGGGAUCUCUGUCUCAUGACCAGAGUAGUUAUGAGAACUUGAUGACAAGGUCUUGUUCAGACACCACAGAGCUGGACCUUGACCUUCAGGCUACACCAUCAUCUCGACAGUCUCGCUACUGCAACUGGCGCAGGCAGCGUCACCAUUCACAGGGUGAAAACACUAAUGUUAGGAGCCACUUUAGAUCCCAUUCUCAGGACAAUGAUAAUUAUCUAAAAGCUCAGAAAGAGAUUAGUAACAAACUAGCCAAAGCCAAUUGUCAUACAGCUCAGCAUAUGUAUCAAGGCUCUCUGGAAUCUUUUCAGUAUGUUCUUCAUGACAGACAGUUAGGCAGCCAGACUAAUCCAAUGAAGACUAGUAAAGAAAUAAGUGACUUUGCUGCUAAAGUUCGUGAGAUCUCCAAUGACAACAUGGGAGGCCUCUUAGCACUGCGUGAUGAUGUGGACAUUGAUACAGCUGUGUUUAAUGAUCACAGUGUUGUUGAACUGACUGCUGAUGAGGAGUCUGUGAACCAGACAUUAAAGGUAGAUUAUGAUGACAGUGAGGCUGGCAAUGUCACAAUUAAAGCAGAAAACACUAGUGAACUAAAUAGUGAUGUGCAUUUUUUUAUUGAUGAGGAUGAAGACCCUGACUAUGAUGAAGUGUAUGAUGGGAACAUUUCAUUAGAAGAGGAAGAAAGGCUAUUGGCAGAAAAUGUUCACCUGAUAAUGUCUGAGAUUCAGACUACAAAAAUGAGUGGAAGCACAGUGGAUGAAGAUCUGUUUAUUGAGAAUGAAACUAUAUCCCUGGUAUCUAAUGACUAUGCCUCAGACACAAACUCUGAGAUCUCCACCACUUGGUCAGACAAAAAUUCUGACUUUUCCUCUGCCACACUAGCUGAGAACAAAAGCCAUGGGUCAUCAAAAAGUGGCCCAAAGAUAGUUAAGCCAGGAAUGAACUUGGCUCAUGUCCAGAGGUUGCCACAAGAAGACUGUGCAGAGGAUGCUAAAGGAAUACGAGGAAGAAGGAAGCCCCUGUACCCAGGUAAAUCAAACAAUGCCAAAGUAAAACCUGGCUCUGUUUCACAAAACACUAAAAUUGUUCUGCCACAGAAAAGCGCCAGUGUUCAAGCCAAUAAAAAGACACCACCUAAGCAACCAGUGGUUGCUCAGGUGUCUCCAAGAACUAGGCAGCCAGGGCAGAAUUCUCAGAUUAACAAUAGUAACCCCAAAAAGGAACUGCAGAAGAAAACCAGUCCAAGGUCAAGGUCUGCUGGUCCUGCCCCUGGAAAGGUCACCAUAAAUGGUAAACAAUCUAACCCAAGGGCAGCUCAAGGCAACUCUCCAGCUGGUCGUUCCAGCAUGACUAAACCAGUUGUAACUAAGAGCUCCAGUUCCCCUCCAUCAAGCACAGCUACAAAAAAUACCAAUGUUGUGAAGCCCACAACGCCUCCUACCAAGCUGCUUGUGAACACUGGAGGUGGCUCUUUUUCUAACACUGUCAAUCAGACACUGAGCUCCGAAAAUAAAGAAAAUAAACAGAGAACAGAGUCCUUGAAUAUUACAUCAGGUGACUCAGGAAAUAGACUGUCCAACGGCCUGACUAGUGAUUCUUGGAACAAAACAUUCAACUCUUCUGACUAUAUAGAAGAAAAUGCGCAAGAUAAACCGGUUCAGAUGAAUUGUAAAGAAGCUCCUGCUGUAAAAUGUGCCUUAAAAACACCCAACAAAUCCCCAAGUUCUAUACCAACUAUUGCCAAAGCAUCUGUCAGCUGUAAUAAUGGUCUGAACCAAUCCAAAUUACCUACUUUAAGCCAAGGAAAUAAAGCAUUGGCUAAUGUGUCCCCAAACCAAACAAAUAAAAUAGCAGCAACCAGUGCUUCAAGAUCAGUCAGUGGGAAUUCUCUAAGCCAAACUGCUAGUGAAAAGAAAUCAGCAAUUACCAAAAAUAGUAGUAGCCCUGCCAAUGUUGGCACUGUUAAAGGGUUUGCUAGAAGUUUGAGCAAUGAUACGAAAGCCACCAUUGUUAAUAGAUCCAGUGAUAGUUUGAAAGCACCUAAUCGACCUUUGACCCCAGUUAGUUCUGGUAACAGUCGCAGAUCUUCCCAUUCAUCUACAUCUGGUAUUCCUACAAAAGCUUUAGAUGGAUCAAACUCAUCACUUAAUACAGAAUGCAAUAAACGAACACCGCCUGGUGUUUCCAACAAGAAACAAGUGCCUAGCAAGAUAGCAACAUUGUGGAAAAGAGACGGCAGCCUUGAAAGAUCACCUUCAAGAGAAAGCCCUUCAUCUUCUGCAUCAUCUUUGUCCAAACUUCCAGUGUCUACAUCUCCUAGUAGCACCAAACCUAGCAGUCUUCCACCCUCUGGGUUUAAGGCAAAGGCAGCAACUCUACCAGCAUCCUCCAGCCUUACAGUAUCCAAGUCUUCUUCUGAUGGCCUCUGUAAAAGUGCAACUUAUGAAAAGAUUGCUUCUGAUGUGAAGGUAGCUAAAAGUAGUAAGCUGAGUCCUAAACCAAGCCAGCCCAGUGUCAAGAAAGCUGCUGAUGUCUCCAAGUUGACCAAACAGAAACAAACAAGCUAUGAAUCUCCAGAGAGUGGUGUGAGGAGGGGGGAAGUGUUUGAGCUGUAUGAUGACCAUGAGGAUGACCAAAACCUGUAUGACACAAAUGACAGUCUAGAGAGCAAUGUCUUUGAUGACUCCAUGCUUAAUCAUCAAACAACCAAUGACCACUCAGAGUCAGCUGACUCUCUUGAUCAAAGUUGUGACUCUAGCACUCAUAUAGACUCCAGCACAUUCAGAAAGAAAAGGAGAGACCCAAGUAUCUCUAACUUGGAGUUACCCAAUGCUGACGAGACUUGCAAGUCAAUGUGUUCUUUUAAUGAUUCCAUAGGAUUUAACCAGAGCCUUGGGUUCAAACAGAAAACUUCAGUGACUGACAGCAGUUUCAUCAGUGACAUGAGUAUGAGUGACACAACAACAUCCAAAAAUGACAAGAAAAACAAACAGGAGGAGAAAGGAAAAACUAAGUCCAAAGUAGCUCAAGGACUCAAACGACUUUUCAGUUCCAGCAGACACAAGGAUAAGGAAUCCAAGAAGAACAAUGAACUUCCUAAGUCUAAAUCUGCUGAUAAAGAACUAAGCAAGGGUAAAAAAUGUAGCCACAAAGAAAAGAAAAAUCACAAAGAUAAAAAGGACUAUGAUUUUUUUAGUGCUAACAUUAAGAUUGAACCCUCAACAAUGUGUGAUAUGGAUGAUAAAUUGAUCUGUCACCAAGGGACAUCAACUUCCAUUACACCAAAACCAGGACAAUUACGUACUGAACACAAAGUAAGCCCAUCUGCCAUUGUGGCCCCUUUUAAUUAUAAUCCUCCAUCCACUUUGCCAAAUGGUAAUGCCAGUGGCUUGGUAGCAGAGAUUCUCUCCUCCAUGCCAGUGUCAACCAGCCAGCAGUGUUCUGAUGACCACCUGGGUGAGAACAGGGACAGUGAUAGUCUGUCCUCUAAUCCUGGAAAACACUUGACAAAAACAGAAAUGUUGUUGGCAAGAAGACGACAGAGAAAUCUUUCAACAGGUAAAGAUGACAGCAAGAGUGAUGCAGAACUAUUGGCAGCUUGUAUGGUGACUACAGUCUAGACCUGUCAUAUGCACAUUGAAUCCACUAAGAAUAGAAUGAAUCUAUUAACAUGAAAACAUUUAUCUUUGUAGUGGUAUUUCAUUUGUGGAUAGCUGGCAUUAGGUCACAAUCUAUUUAUUGAAUGACAUUUCUUCAUAUAAGCUCAUCAGUUCACAUAGAGUAACACAAAUCUUUUUUUUUUAUUUGUAAAUUUUUAUCUCCUGUUUGGAUUUAGAUUUGUCUCAAUGUUUGAUUUUGUUAUGAACAAAAAUGUCAAGCCAAAAAAAAAAUGUUGGACCUAGAAAUAGUUGGCACACUGGUCAAAUUCUUUUUGAAAGGAAAGAAUUCUCACUUUCUUUCGACUCCAUAAUGUGGGGAGUAGAAAAACAUAGAUUUUUCUGUUUGUAUUUAUAUUGCCAUUAGUUUUAAACUGGUGGGAUUUAAGUGGUGUUUCUACUCCCUACAGGCCAGUGUUUGCACUAUUUCAAAGUUCAGCAUAAGUUAUACUUUUUUUUUGGUUACUGUUGACUGGGAAGUGACCCAACUAGAAAGAUAUGCAUGUUGCAGCUGAACAUUUUAUUUUGUAUCAUAAGCUGUAUUUCAAAAUUGACUUUGUAUGUUGUUGACUAGGUCAUUUUUGUAAACUGGUCAUCCUGUGUACUUGUCCAUUCAUACAAAGGUAGCUAGUCUAAUAUUAGCCAUAGCAUUUAGUGCCUGCUGUGUGGUGCUGCUGCUGUAUUAACACCCUUGUCUACUCUACACCUCCCCUCCCCCAUUUGACUGACUCAGUUCUGAGUUAAUGACAAACUUUUGUAAGUGUGCUAAACUUUCCAUUGCCAUCCUCCUAAUAACAUCUUCGCCACCCUAAGGGUUAGAUCAUUUCAUAUGUGAGUAUUGAAUAGUGUACUAUGUAUAUAUGUCUUGAAUAUCCCUUAUGUCCUGUGACCAAUCUGUUGGAGUCAUGAUCAGUUUCAUAGAUCCCACAACUGAGGUUAGCAUCACUCACCAUCUAUGCAUUUAUUGAAAACAACUGUUGAUUUGAUAGGCUGACUGUGCAUGUGGCAUUGGUAUGCAAUGUGACACAUCUAUGUAAAUGUCAGUUUCUCUUAGUUUUUAGGUUUUUGUGAAGUGUUUGCUUUUAUUUGUUCAUAUUUUCACAAAGUUAUUGACACAUCUAUGCUGAUGUCAUGAGUCUAGCAAUGAGUUUAUGUUUUGUGUACAGUAUUUUACCUAUUGCAAUAUUUUGCUUUCUAAGGCACUGCUGUACAAACUUCAUUAUGUAUUUUUGGUUGUAACUUACACAUUGUCUCCCUUUGAAACAAUUUUGUUAGCUAUUGUCAUUAAUGGGUAGGUUGUGUUUUUAUUUUGUACUGAAGUUCUGCAGACAUAGAUAAAUAGGCCAGGCCUAUAUUCUUUUGAGAGUUCUGUCUACACAUUUAAUUCAUUUUUUAAUAUUUCUUUUUCAUUUAUUUUUUAUUGCAAGCAUAUGUUAAAAAGCACAAAAAGUGAAAAUAAUUUCCAUUAUUCCUAGAAUCCAAACCUAGAGCUUAUUGUGUGCCAACAAUGAUUUGUGUAGUCCACAGAGUUCUAUUCUGAAUUUCAUCAUUUGAAAGCAAUGGAUCAAAUCAUUAAGAUAUGGAUCAAAUCUUUUAUUUUCUUGUUUCUUAACACAAUUUACACAAACAAAAACUUUAUCUUUUUGAUUAUUUUUUAUUUUAAAAUAUACACAAAAUGUAAAUAAUUUUUAAAAAAUAAAUUGUCAAAAUGUCCAAUUUGAUUUGAAUAUAUUUAUUCUAAUAUAUUAAAUAUAUAUACAAAUAUUGUUUUUAUAGAAAAGAUGAAAGCUAUUUAUGAAUUUGUUAUUUGGCUUUUGAUGCACAUUUAAUGGUUAGGGAUCUGAUUUGAUAAAUGCUAGCAGUCUAUAAUAAUGUGUCCUAUGUUUUUUUUUAAAUCUAGGUUGUGCUAUUUAUCUCCCGGUAUUUUUGUUCUUGUGUGCUUGAAGUUCAAUAGAGUUGAUUUUGUAUGGGCCUAGGUGAGAGUUACCCAUUUUUAUGUCAUAGAACGACAUGUCCUAAUCACCCAAAAGUCAGUGACAAGUUCCAUUUCCAUGCCUAGGAUAAUGUUUCCUUUUUAUAAAGUCAGUGACAAGUUCCAUUUCCUAAGUGUCAAAAUGAUUGCAAGGUUCAAGUUAGGUAUUGAUAAUGUUGAAUAAAUACUUAAAAAGAGAAUCACUCUCAACCUUAGCUUUAUGUACAUACAUGUGUACUCAAGGAAUAAGUUGAUUAUUUUGUGCCGAACUUAGUUACCUAACACCAUCAUGUUCAACUAGUUAUCUUUGGAUCUUGUAGGAAAAUACAUCAACUUUGUAUGCUUGCUUCUAUGCCUGUACUAUGACGCUAGUCUUUUUGUAUUGAACUUGUGUCUAGUAGACCUGCUUUCCUUGUGUACUUUGGGUUUGUACCUCUAGUUUUGGUUUAAAAGUGCAAUAACAAUUUCUACUUAAUGGAAUCUACUCUUCAACAACCAGCCCUGACAUUGCUUCGCAUUAAUCCUGCAGCCCUAAUGUUUGUAGCUAAGAGUUAUGUCUCUUUGUACAAAUCAUUUGUGUACGUUGUUUUCUAUGUUUGUUUGUACUGUACAGAUUGUCUCAUGAAAUAAAACACUUUAUUAACAAA
Messenger RNA from Biomphalaria glabrata, 14313 nucleotides. RefSeq names its product adenomatous polyposis coli homolog. The coding region runs from base 493 to 11658 and encodes 3721 amino acids. NCBI's taxonomy places the organism in Eukaryota, Metazoa, Mollusca, Gastropoda, Planorbidae. The record is from RefSeq and is a predicted model, not a curated record. Gene Ontology annotation, cellular component: beta-catenin destruction complex; catenin complex; cytoplasmic microtubule. Gene Ontology annotation, molecular function: beta-catenin binding; microtubule binding; gamma-catenin binding. Gene Ontology annotation, biological process: cell fate specification; negative regulation of canonical Wnt signaling pathway; pattern specification process. The transcript has 16 exons.